AUGAAGUCGAUGGAUGAGACUGAGACUGAUGAUGUGCCUGUAUUUGAAGGCAUUUCUUCACGUAAUCGAUCAACUGAAUCAUGGCCGUGGGUGGAAAAGUAUCGUCCAUCAUCGCUGGAUGAUCUUAUUGCACAUCAGGAGAUAAUCUCGACGCUCAAUCGUCUUAUUGAUGCACACAAGCUGCCUCAUUUGCUCUUCUAUGGUCCUCCGGGUACGGGCAAGACGUCUAUGAUACUAGCAGCAGCUCGAAGACUUUAUGGAAAGAAUUGUGGCUCCAUGGUGCUAGAGCUCAAUGCUUCCGAUGAUCGUGGUAUUGAUGUAGUACGUAAUCAGAUUAAGGAAUUUGCAGGCACAAAGAAACUUUUUAGCCAAGGCGUGAAGCUCAUUAUCCUGGAUGAGGCUGAUUCCAUGACAAACGACGCUCAGUUUUCUCUACGACGUGUGAUUGAAAAAUACACAAAGAAUGCGCGUUUUUGUCUGAUUUGUAAUUACGUGAGCAAGAUUAUUCCAGCGCUGCAGUCACGAUGCACGCGCUUUCGUUUUGCACCGCUGAGCGAGAGUCAAGUGAGUGACCGAGUCAAACACAUUGCAAAGCUAGAGAAUCUGAAGAUGACAGAGGGUGGCUUCAAGGCCAUUCUGCGUCUCGGCCAGGGAGAUAUGCGUCGCAUCCUCAAUAUCUUGCAGGCGACGUCUAUGGCUCAUGACGUCGUUAAUGAGGCCAAUGUGUACAUGUGCACUGGCAAUCCACUGCCGAAGGAUAUUGAGUUGGUGACGCACUGGCUUUUCAAUGAAAGCUUCGCAACAGCAGUGCAUAAGUGCGCCGAGAUGCAGAAACUCAAGGGCUACGCCACGAGCGAUAUCCUGCAGGACGUGUACCGCUACACGACAGAAUUAGAGCUGCCACCGGGUUGCCGCAUGUAUUUAUACGACGAGCUGGCCAAAUUAGAACACCGCCUGUCCAAUGGCACGACGGAGGAGCUGCAGUUGGCUUCGCUAGUUGCAGUCUACGCAAUUGCCCGGGAGCAAAUGUCCCGUGCCGUUGCCGGGGCCUAG
This is a messenger RNA of Peronospora belbahrii, 1053 nucleotides long. The record is from the annotation of a GenBank genome assembly. NCBI's taxonomy places the organism in Eukaryota, Oomycota, Peronosporomycetes, Peronosporales, Peronosporaceae.